Molecule: messenger RNA, 372 nt
Organism: Closterium sp. NIES-65
Lineage: Eukaryota; Viridiplantae; Streptophyta; Zygnematophyceae; Desmidiales; Closteriaceae
Source: the annotation of a GenBank genome assembly
AUGUCACAGAGCCCACGAAGCAUCAGUCAAUGGAUGAGCUCGCCGUCGAAUCAGUCGCUUUUAUGGGCUAUCCUCGUUAGCUUCCUUCUCUUCUCCAUCGCCUUCAUUGUAUUCCAUCCCCAUCCCGAUGCUGACAAGCUGUCUCGCGAGCCGAGAACCAUCGAAAUUAUGAACGUGAACCUUUCAUCAAACAGGAAAUUUCGUGCCGCUCGCAUAAGCUAUGAUGCUUCACAGCUCCUGACCAUGCUGCAUUGGUCUUCUCCUGUCAGUCUUCAGGUGCCUGUGUUCAACCCAUUUCCGUCAGUUAUGGGAGCUGCUCGUUCUAUCUCCGUUUCACAUGGCUUGCUGUCAUGCAGCUUGGCAUCAAUGUGA